UUAUGAACGACCAACCUCUCGUCUGUUCGCAUUGUUCAGCUAAAAAGUUGAACCUUAGCUUCUGUUCGGCAUGCGCGGAAGCAAUGUACUGCUCCACCGAAUGUCAAAAACUUCAUUGGGAAAAGGAGCACAAGCAAACGUGUGGCAAAACAGAUCGCAUUGACAUUGGGAGAUUCUAUCCUCUCCUGGCCAUAUUGGCGGAGACGGCCCGUUUCAAUGGCCUGAAACCGACGCACCCUGCAUUAACCCAUCGUAUCAGCGCUCCGCCCACCAUAGUAGGUUUCCCCGACGGCUCAGCGGCGAAAGUUGUCGAGCUAGGCCCAGAAAUAUCUGUGGAUGACACCAUGAGCGAGAAGUGGUGGUCUACAGCAGCGGGCGCAACGGACCAGACUAGGCGGAAGUUAUUCGCUCGACUAUGCAAGAAGGGGGAGGUCCUGCCUAUUGUAACAUCUCUAUGUCUCGGCCUUCUGGCGACCAUGUACACAACGACUUCUUCCAGAGGGAGCGGCUCCCGUCGGAUACGCCUCCAGUACAAGAGUUGUCCGAUCUCAGACUUUGGUAUUGCCAAAGGUUCCGUCGACGUCAAAUGUCAAGACCAGCUCGCUUACUUCAAUGGCAACAAGUUCUGGAAAGGACAGGAUCCUAACGACCACUACUGGAUCUACUUCAGAACGGUCCGAGGCGAAGAGAUCCUUCUCGACAUUGGAAUGUUUACGUUCAACUUCUGCAUGAUGGUUUCUGCAACGCCUUAUAUCUCCGAUUUGAGCGACUUUCCUGGGCUUGACUACGCUCCGGCCUUUUUCCGUGACAGGCCGCUUGCGAAAAACGUCAUCCAACUCCAUACCGAGCGGAAACGCCUCAUCUGGGAAUUCCUCAACGAUUUCGGCGAAGGAACCACACCUUCCCCGGAUGAGCGACUACCCAUCGUUUACACGCUCAAAAAUCUCAAUGUUCUCAGAGAAGUCUUGAGGAAGCGGACAUGGACUAAGUGGCCAGAGUCGCCACUAUUGGCUAUUGACAGUGAUCCCCACGAAAGAGAUUAUUCUACGGUGGAAGAAGAUGAAGCCUGGUUCAAGAACCUGAAGAAGUGGACGAAGAAAUAUAAAUCGGGUAAGGUAUCUCGGGCAACAUAUGACACGGAGAUCAGGAAAUUGUCUAAGUGAAGAACUAACACACGAGAUGGCUCCCGAGGUGUUCGGCCAUCGGUCCUCCAUCAUACUUUUGAUACUCAUUAUGAUACAGUUGGAAUGUAUAAAAUGAUCUCCGGCCAGCGUUCAUGCGGUGUUAUUGUUUACGAAUGUCAACGAAUAUAUUGGCAAUAAAAGAAAACCGGACA
This is a messenger RNA of Desarmillaria tabescens, 1336 nucleotides long. RefSeq lists its product as uncharacterized. NCBI's taxonomy places the organism in Eukaryota, Fungi, Basidiomycota, Agaricomycetes, Agaricales, Physalacriaceae. The record is from RefSeq and is a predicted model, not a curated record. The annotation marks the transcript as partial. The transcript is spliced from 6 exons.